This is a messenger RNA of Priapulus caudatus, 1503 nucleotides long. Its product is annotated as dopamine receptor 2-like. Gene Ontology annotation, cellular component: membrane. Lineage: Eukaryota; Metazoa; Priapulida; Priapulimorpha; Priapulimorphida; Priapulidae. The coding region runs from base 1 to 1503 and encodes 500 amino acids. Gene Ontology annotation, biological process: adenylate cyclase-activating adrenergic receptor signaling pathway. The transcript has a single exon. Gene Ontology annotation, molecular function: G protein-coupled receptor activity. The record is from RefSeq and is a predicted model, not a curated record.
AUGAGACGGCGAUCGCGCUCCUUGUACGAACCGCUGCUCGAAUUCACCGACGUGCAGACCGAUAACGUGAGCGCCUUCUUCUCGAGUCUCCGCUUCCCCGGACCGCCCACGGGCGACGACGGCAGCGACGAUGGCGAUACCGGCGACGAUCUAUCUGACUGGUCGUCGCUACGCGUCGUCAGUGAAGCAACGUUUCGCGACAGCGCCGAGAACAUUUCGGCGAUCGAUUUCAACGUCUCCGAUUUCUACAAUCUAUCGUCGUCGGCGGCGGCGAAUCUGACGACGAAUGCGAGCGACGCCGACCUGCAGGAGAUCGACCUGCGCCAUCCCGUGCUCGGCGUGCUGCUGUUGUUCUUCUGCGUGGCGACAGUGUUCGGCAACAUGCUUAUCGUCGUGUCGGUGGCGCGCGAGCGAUAUCUGCGCAGCGUCACCAACUACUUCAUCAUGUCGCUCGCCAUCGCCGACCUCAACCAGGGAGCCAUCGUGAUGCCGUUCGCCGCCAUACACGAGAUGACGCGAAACAUAUGGUUGUUCGGACCCGACUGGUGCGACCUCUGGCACUCGUUCGACGUGCUCGGCAGCACGGCGUCCAUAUUGCAUCUGUGCGUCAUCUCGCUGGAUCGCUACUGGGCGAUCACGGAUCCGUUCGCCUACCCGAGCCGCAUGUCGACGGGCCGCUCGUUCGUGCUCAUCGCGCUCGUCUGGGUCUGCUCGGCUAGCAUCAGCUUUCCGGCGAUUGUCUGGUGGCGCCACGCGGCGCCGCCCGACGGCUACCCGACCGACCUGUGCCUGUUCACCGAGGACAAGGGCUACCUGCUCUUCUCGUCGCUCGUCUCCUUCUACAUCCCGCUGCUCAUCAUGCUGUUCGCCUACUUCAAGAUCUACCGGGCCGCCACCGAGCAGAUGCGCAGCCUCAAGUGCGGCACGAAGAAGAUGUCGGACGAGGGCACGGAGCUGACGCUGCGCAUACACCGCGGCGGGCCGCGUCACGCGCUCAAGUCACCGCAGCGCGGGGACGGCGCGCUGCCGGAGCCGGGAGCCGAGACGCGGCUUUGUCCGCCGACGCCGGCCGCCAACGGCAGCGGCAUGUCGUCGCGUCGCUUCAACUUCUCGAUCAGCAAGCGGCUGGCGAAGAUCGCCAAGGAGCAGAAGGCGGCGAAGACGCUCGGCAUCGUCAUGGGCGCCUUCGUCGUCUGCUGGCUCCCGUUCUUCCUCACCAACGUGCUGUCGGGCAUCUGCGCCGCCUGCAUCGUGCGGCCGGACAUCGUCUUUCCCGUCUUCACGUGGCUCGGCUACAUCAACUCGGCGAUCAACCCGGUCAUCUACGCGCUGUCGAGCCGCGACUUUCGGCGGGCCUUCUACAAGACGUGCUGCACGUGCUGUCCGAGCUGCGUCAGUAACUACUUCUAUCUGCGCUACCGGCGCCGGAUGGCCUACCAGAACAGCAUCUCGUAUUCGUACACGUACAGCUCGACGUCGUUCAACGCGUCGUUCCGCUUGUGA